This is a messenger RNA of Octopus sinensis (East Asian common octopus), 3039 nucleotides long. RefSeq names its product dynein regulatory complex protein 11-like. Gene Ontology annotation, molecular function: ATP binding; protein binding; ATP hydrolysis activity. The record is from RefSeq and is a predicted model, not a curated record. The transcript has 18 exons. The coding region runs from base 77 to 2560 and encodes 827 amino acids. NCBI's taxonomy places the organism in Eukaryota, Metazoa, Mollusca, Cephalopoda, Octopoda, Octopodidae.
AACUCAAAAAGAGUUGUGUUUGAUAUAGUUUGGAUUUAAGUCAAGGGAUUUGCAUUGCUUUGAAAAAAAAAAAAAAAUGUCUCACAGUUGCUAUAACAAAUUAUGGACGGAGACUCAGGGGAAUAUCAAAGAUAUGCUCUUUUAUGAAAUGCCACUGGAACUACCUAAACCAGAGAAAGACCGAAAGAUAGCUUUUCAACAACUGGCCACCAUGUAUGUGAAAUAUAUCAAGAUAUAUAAAAAUCUAGAACUAUGCUAUGAUCAAAUUGUUCAGCCUCAGAAACGGCAAUUGUUAAGACAGGUUCUUGAUGCUACCAUUGGAAGAAUUUUGGAACUCAAAAAUGAAAUGGUGAACUUGGAAUUUUCCGAGUUCCACUAUUUUGAUGACAUUCUUGCUGAUUAUAAAUUAACACCACAUGACAUUGAACUGCCAAUUCCCAAGUACUUUCUCUUGGAACGGAAGAGAAUAUUAAAGGAUCGAGAAGGUUUGUUGGAUUCAAUUUUGACAAAACUGGGCAUCAAAGUUUUGGACAAAAAAGACAUGAUUCAGUUGACCUUUGAAGAGGCUGUGCAUAUCAUCCAGAUGAAUGAAAGAGCAAGACAAGGGAGACUAAGAGCAAAGUUCAUGAAAGAAAUAAGGCUACAAGAAGAACGAGAGAAAAGGGCUGAAAUUAGAGGAGUACCAGCAAUGAGCCGACUUUUAGCUGCGCUAUUGAUACAAAAGGUAUGGAAAGGUUUCUUGCAGAGAAAGCGGACAGAAAUAGAAAGAAAUGUUGAAUUGGAGUUCUUGGGAAUGACUCCUCCACCGUUGCCAAACAUCCCAGGUAACACUGCUGUAGCAUCUGCAUUGAAUACCAUGGAGAAACGUCGAGCUAUACAGGAAGUGCAUGAAGAGGAAUAUCGGCAGGCAUUGGUUAGUGUUAAAGAAAGAAUUCAAGAUGUUGAAGGUUCUGACAUGAAAGAAAGAAUGCAAGAUCAGAUACGGCAAUGGUUUAUUGAAUGCAGAGAUGCCAGUGGAAAAUUUCCAGAUUACCCUCCUGCAGAAGAUGGUGGUUCUGCACUGAUAUUUCAAGAAAAAGACCCUCUAGAAUUGGAACUGGAACUGAAGGCAAAGGAGGAAGAGGAAGGUGAAAAGAAAGGAAAAAAGAAAGACGAGGGUAAAACCAAAGCGAGAAAAGAACCAAAGAAAGUUGGGAAAAAGAAAGAGGCAGAGUAUGAGGGCUGGAAAAUGGCCCCUUCCAAUUUUAUUACUUCUCUGCAAGAAGGGAACCAUAAAUAUAAAGAAAUCUGGGCUGAGCGGCAGGAAGAACACAACUUCAUGCAGAAACAUGACGUUGAACUAAUCAAAGAGGAGAAGCGACUUGAAGUGGAGACUGAGAUUAGGAUUCAAGUUGAUGAGCUGAUGCGGGAAGAAUUGAAGAAUUUAAAACUAGCAGUGGACCGAGAAAAAUCCAAAAAGAAAGGAAAGUCUGGUAAAAAGAAAAAAGGAAGUGGUAAAAAAGGGAAGAAAAAGAAAGAAAAAGAUAUGACUCCAGACAGAACAAUAGAGUCCUUGUAUGAGGAGUUGGUUACUCAACAAAUCAUUGUUCCCCACCCGAAAGUUCAGCUUGAGGAAUUUAUUGGUGACUUUUGUUAUCUGGGGACACUUCUCCGUCAUGCUAGUAUCGAACCUAUGCCUAGUCUUUGUGACAUAAGAAGAGUCAUAACUUUGUUUGGAAUCUUGCCUCUUGGUUCACAAGCUGUGCAUGAGAAAGCUCCACUUAUCAAAUCAAUUCUGCUGGCAGGACCGAGAGGGACUGGAAAGAAAAUGCUUCUCCAUGCCUUGUGCACUGAGACAGGAGCAAACUUGUUUGACUUGAGUGCAACCAAUCUGGUUGGUAAAUAUCCUGGCAAAGAUGGCCUUAAGAUGCUGAUGCACUUGGUUGGAAAGGUUGGACGAGCCUUGCAACCUAGUGUCAUUUACAUUGGAGAUUGUGAGAGAAUGGCCAAGAGGAAAAUACCCAAAUCAGACCCCACCAAUCCAAAACGUUUGGCAAAAGAGAUGCCAAAAUUUCUCAAGACUGUCAAACCUGAAGAUCGUUUGCUGCUGGUUGGAACAUCUCGAUGUCCAUAUGAAGGAGAAAUGAAACCAUUGAGCAAUCUCUACCAGAAAAUUAUAUUAAUUCCUAGACCUGAUUACACAUCUCGUUACUUAAUCUGGAAGAAAAUAAUUCCAGCUCAUGGCAUUACUUUACCAGCACAAUUUGAUCUGACAUCCCUUGCGAAAGUCACUGAUGGAUUCACACCAGGAGACUUUGUUUCAGCCCUCAAUUCUAUUCUCACUGAUCACAGAAAACAAUCACUGAACAAAAGACCCCUGCAGGCCAUUGAGCUUCUUACACCAUUAUCAGCUAUUGACCCUGUUUAUAAAGAACAAGAGACAGUAUUUAAGGACUGGUACGCCAAGACUCCACUUGGUAAGAAGAGAAACAAGGCAGCUAAACAAGAGAUGGACACUUUACUUGGCAAAUCAGAUAAGAAAGACAGUAAAGGCAAAAAGAAGAAAAAGAAGAAGAAAUAAUUGAUUUAUGCUUUUGAUGAGAAUAAUAAAUAAAUGAAUAUAUUUAUAUAAAUUCUGGGAAAACUUCUGGGAAAGUUACUUUAUUUUAAACUAGCAUUCUAUCAUGUUUCUUACUUGCUUAAUACUAACAAAACUGGAGUAAAUAUUGGUCAGAAGUAAACAGACAUCGUAAAUUCGGUAUCAUGUAGUUUUUGUUUUUCUCUUGCCACUAGUCCUUUUCUUUGAUAAAUAGUAUCUCUUGAAAUAUUAGAUUCUGUUUCUUUCAAUAGUCAUAUUUAUCUUCAUUACACACUUCUUUGAUUGUUGCCUUUUCGCUUUAUAUAUCUACACUUUUUCAGUCCUUUGUUUUUGAUGGUCUAACUCUAUGUAUUAUUUAUUUAGUUGCCUCAUAAUCUUACACUUGUUAUUUGUGUGAUUUAAGUGUGCACACACGCACACACCACACCCACACACACACAUACACACCCACCACCCACACA